Messenger RNA from Erythranthe guttata (spotted monkey flower), 855 nucleotides. RefSeq names its product major pollen allergen Lol p 11. The record is from RefSeq and is a predicted model, not a curated record. Lineage: Eukaryota; Viridiplantae; Streptophyta; Magnoliopsida; Lamiales; Phrymaceae.
CUAUAUCACUCCCCCAUCUAAUCAGAUUCUAGAGAGAGAAACCCUUCCAUUACAGUAGAGAGAGAAAAUUAUAAACACUCUCACUAAAAAAAUGGCGAAAUUGCUGCUAGUUGUACUCUUCGCUGUUUGCGUCGUACCAUCCAUUGUCACCGCCCAUAUCGCCGGUGACUCCCUUCUGCUUCAAGGUAGCACGUACUGCGAUGCUUGCCGUUGCGGCUACGAAACCUCUGCCUCUAAGCCCGUCGCCGGUGCGGUUGUUGGACUCGAAUGCAGGAGCAGGACCACAUCGGAACUAACCUACUCCGACGAAACUGUGACAGAUUCCGCCGGAAAGUACAAAUUCUUGGUGCAGAGCGACCGGGGUGACGACUUCUGUGAUGUCUUUCUAUCGAAAAGUUCCGACCCGGAAUGCAGUGAACCUAACGUGGGGCGUGACAGAGCUCGCGUUAUUCUCACCCGCAACAACGGUAUGGAUUCGAACACCCGUUUUGCAAACGCUAUGGGUUUCCUAGCAAACACUCCUCUGGCCAGCUGUCAAGAGAUCCUCAAGCAGUAUCAAGAAUCUGAGGAUUGAAAUGUGAAGAAAAAUAAUUGAGAUUUGUUGUUAGCGCUUUUUUAUUACAUAUUUAUUAUUGAUUAUAGAACCUUAUUUGUCGGUUGUUAUUAUCGUCGUAUUAUUAACACACUCUAUAAUGUUGUCGUUGCAACUUACCAUGUUUCUAAAUUUAUGCUUGUCUUGUUAAGUACAUUUUAGUUGAAUUUACGUGAGGUUAAGUGUUACAAUGUAUGAAUUUUUAUCUUACAUUUGUUGAAUAGAAGGAUAGGGUGUGAUUUAUGCACCCAAUCAGUUAAUUU